CAUUCAAGUAAGUGAAUUGAAAGUGAAGUGACAAAAGUGAAACAAAAAUGAAUUUAAAAGUAAUUUUGACAAUUUUCAUCUUAAUGAUGAAUCAUAAUGUGAUUUUUGGACAGCUAAGUUGUGCAUAUAAUAUGCAUUUUAAUACCUAUGCAUGCAAUCUAACAAUUCACAAUCCAGACGGACUUAACAACUUUGACAACAUUGAAGGAGAGCAUUUACCAGGCUAUACUGAUAACGAUGUAACUUAUAUGCUUAGUGUUUUUGGUUCAAAUACAUUAAACAUUCCAUCAAUAAUAUGCGAAAAAUUUAGAAGAUUGAGAUCAAUUGAUUUUCAUAGAAUUAAUAUUCAAAGACUUGAUGAUUACUCCUUUAAAGAUUGUCCUGAUCUUUCUAUUUUGUAUCUUCUUCAUAAUAACAUCAGUAUAAUAAAUGAAGCCGUAUUCAGCAGUAAUUCCUGGCUACGAGUCUUGUUUUUAUCCGGAAAUACACUAACAACAUUACCAGAGAAUAUCUUCCAACACACUACAAUUGAGUAUUUGUACCUGACAAAGAAUAUGAUUGUCGAUUUGCCAAUUAACAUCUUUAGACCACUGACAAAUUUGACUAACUUGCUACUAGCCGACAACCAAAUUGAAAACUUAAGAAUCGAAUGGUUUGAAAAUAAUAAAGAUUUGCAAUAUUUAUACUUUGAUAAUAAUAAGAUUCAGCAUCUUCCAGAAAAUAUGUUCAGCCCGAUAGUUAAAUUGUAUCAACUUACUUUAGGAUUCAAUUAUCUUAAAACUAUUCAAUUUAAUUCUUUUGGAUCUUUACAAAACUUGUGGAUCAUUGAUCUUAACAAUAAUCAAAUUGAUGCAAUUGAUGAAAGUAUUCUUGAUAAUACAACAGUGAAGCAACUUAAUAUGAUAGGAAAUUUGUGUGCAGACAAGAAUAUAUUUGACAAUUCAAUUUCAAGUGAUGUUCUGAGAACAGAAUUAAGAACAUGUUUUGAUAAUUUUAAUAAUAUGGCAUCUGGCAAUUAAAUAAAUUAAUGCUUGUAAAUGUUAACUGUUUCAAAAAUCUUAAUUCUGAAUAAAAAUUAAUUUCUUUAAAUUUGCUUAAAAA
Chironomus riparius is the source of this 1101-nucleotide messenger RNA. Lineage: Eukaryota; Metazoa; Arthropoda; Insecta; Diptera; Chironomidae. The record is from the annotation of a GenBank genome assembly.